GGAAUUGACAGGCAGAAACGAAGCGCAGCCCCGCCUCCAGCGCAGCCUCUCCUUAUUGGCUGUCGGGGUUGGGCGGAGCGUUGAGCCGCACUCCCAUUGGCUGUUUGGCGGCCGGGAGCGGGGGCUGCUCGGAGAGGCCUGGACCAGGCGGCGCUCGGGUCCGUGGUGCCGGCCGGGGUCGGGGUUUGUGUUUGAGGCCGGGUCUCCGCCACUGGGCCCGGGAAGAUGGUGCUGGGUGGUUGCCCGGUGAGUUACUUACUUCUUUGCGGCCAGGCGGCUUUGCUGCUGGGGAACCUACUUCUGCUGCAUUGUGUCUCUCGGAGCCACUCGCACAACACUACCGCCGAGCCCGAGCUCACAUCCGCUGGCGUCGCCCGCCCGGAGGGCUCCACCGGCCCUGCGAGCUGGGACUAUGGCGACCCCCACUCUCCAGUCAUCCUUUGCUCUUACCUACCUGAUGAGUUUAUUGAAUGUGAAGACCCAGUGGAUCAUGUUGGAAAUGCAACGGCAUCCCAGGAACUUGGUUAUGGUUGUCUCAAGUUUGGUGGGCAGGCCUACAGUGACGUGGAGCACACUUCCGUCCAGUGCCGGGCCCUGGACGGAAUCGAAUGUGCCAGUCCCAGGACCUUCCUACGAGAGAAUAAACCUUGUAUAAAGUAUACCGGACACUACUUCAUAACCACUUUACUCUACUCUUUCUUCCUGGGAUGUUUUGGAGUGGAUCGUUUCUGCCUGGGACACACGGGCACAGCAGUCGGGAAGCUCUUGACACUUGGAGGACUUGGGAUUUGGUGGUUUGUCGAUCUUAUUUUGCUCAUUACUGGAGGGCUGAUGCCAAGUGACGGCAGCAAUUGGUGCACUGUUUACUAAAAAGAGCUGCUCUUGUGGCCCAGAGAGGCAAGUCUCCUGAAUUCAUCUCUACAGGCUCAAAACUAUUCCUGGAUAUCAGACCUGACCAUUACUUUCCCUCUUUGGGGGGAGUGGGUUUGGUUAGGAAGGUUUCUUUGGACUGUGGAUUUUCAACCCAGACUUUACCUUGCAGACUAGAAAUGACAAACACAGUAUUGUGGGUAUCAAGUUUGUACCUUUCCUCGUGUACAAAAACUAUAAAGGAGAGUGAUUAACU
Molecule: messenger RNA, 1126 nt
Organism: Hippopotamus amphibius kiboko
Lineage: Eukaryota; Metazoa; Chordata; Mammalia; Artiodactyla; Hippopotamidae
Gene: TM2D2
Product: TM2 domain containing 2
Exons: 4
Coding region: 226-870 (214 amino acids)
Source: RefSeq, a predicted model, not a curated record